Molecule: messenger RNA, 9148 nt
Organism: Engraulis encrasicolus (European anchovy)
Lineage: Eukaryota; Metazoa; Chordata; Actinopteri; Clupeiformes; Engraulidae
Gene: bach2b
Product: BTB and CNC homology 1, basic leucine zipper transcription factor 2b
Exons: 5
Coding region: 310-3600 (1096 amino acids)
Biological process (GO): regulation of transcription by RNA polymerase II
Molecular function (GO): protein binding; RNA polymerase II cis-regulatory region sequence-specific DNA binding; DNA-binding transcription factor activity, RNA polymerase II-specific
Source: RefSeq, a predicted model, not a curated record
GUGUGUGUGUGUGUGUGUGUGUGUGUGUGUGUGUGUGUGUGUGUGUGUGUGUGUGUGUGUGUGUGUGUGUGUGUCUGUGUGUGUGUGUGUGUGUGUGUGUGUGUGUGUGUGUGUGUGUGUGUGUGUGUGUGUGUGUGUGUGUGUGUGUGUGUUGCGCACAUAGAGGCGUGGUGAUUGAGAAUCUUGUGCCAAUGAUGCAGUAGCGCCUUCCUGUUCAGGGAGGGAGGGGUGGGGGGUGCAUAAACCCCCACACCCCCCCCAAUAAACUGCCAAUCACGCUCUCUGGCUGGCGCUGUGGCCUACCUGCACAUGCGUAGCGAUCCCACAUGCGCUUUACAGUUGCAAAGCAUGGUAGCACUGUUGCCCGCUGACAAGAUGAUGAGACCAUCACUCACCCGCUAUCACAAAAUGGACCGCACAACUGGUGUGAGCGGAAUGUCCGUGGAUGAGAAGCCUGGAGCCCCGAUGUACGUGUAUGAGUCGACGGUCCAUUGUACCAACAUCCUCCUGUGCCUCAACGACCAGCGCAAGCAGGACGUCCUGUGCGAUGUGAGCGUCCUGGUGGAGGGCAAGGAGUUCCGCGGGCACCGCGCCGUGCUGGCCGCCAGCAGCGAGUACUUCCUUCAGGCACUGCUCGCGCACACGCAAGACAAUGAGCUGGUGCUCACCCUGCCCCAAGAGGUCACUGCCAGGGGAUUCGCCCCAUUGUUGCAGUUUGCCUACACGGCUAAGCUGCUGCUCAGCAGAGAAAACAUCCAGGAGGUCAUGCGCUGUGCCGAAUUCCUGCGCAUGCACAACCUGGAGGACUCCUGCUUUCGCUUCCUGGAGGCCCAGAUCCGCAGCGAGGAGGGCGAGGGCGUGGGCGUGGGGGCGCUGCCGGCGCAGCUCUGCCGCAAGGUGGUGCCCAACGCGGGCGCCGGCGACGGGUGUGAGCGCGAUGGCGCUGGUGGUGGUGGCAUCGGCGGAGGCGGCGGGGGCUCUGACGACGAGAGCAUGCAGCUGGAGACGUCGUCUUCGUCAUCGUUGACAGUCUCCUCGUCGUCCAAGCCUCUCGCCGUGCCCAGGUCGGUGUCGCCCAGGUCUCGCCGGGCGGCACGCGGCGGCGGAGAGACCCUCAACUCUCUGCGGGCGAGGCCGUCCGCGGCGGGCGGCGCUGAGGAAGGGAGCCUAGCGGCGGUCGCCGGGGACUACGCCGAGGCCGACGGCCGUCUGAUGAUGGACUUUGACCGGCACCACGGCUCCUCGGACCUGCCGCGCUGUCCCAAGUACAGGAAGUACCAGUGGGCCUGCAACAAGCACAAUAACGACACCUCCUCAUCGCAACACACCAGUACCUCAGGUUUUCCAAGCACAUUCAACGAGAUUGGCAGCGGCGGCGGCGGCGGUGGGGCAGAUCCGAACAUCCCGCCCGACGUGACCGAGAUCAAGGUGGAGCCACAGGGGGACGAGGAGGAGGAGGACGAGGACGAGGAGGAGGCGGGAGGCCUCUGCUUGUCCGGCGACGAGCAGGAGCGCGACUUCAAGGAGCGCAACAACGACGGCGGCCUGAGCGAGAUGGAGCUGGACGGCCACAGCCCCAUGGCCGUGGAGGAGCGGCCCAAGAGCAGCAAGUCCCCCAGCUGCAUCCGGGCGCUCUUCAAGCGCAGCGUGGUGGACGUCCUGCCCUCCAACUCUCUUCCUCCCAACGCGUCCUCUUCCUCCUCGUCGUCCUCUACUUCCCAGCAGCUAUUCACCAACAGACUUGUCUGUGGCCAGGACAAGGGAACCUCUCAGGGAGAGCACCACAACAAGAAGGAGUACCGGCCCUUCUCCUCCUCCUCCUCCUUGUCGCCGGCGGAGCUGGGCCUGCUGCCCGCUGCCCUGCAGAAGGACAUGGCGGUCGUGGACGGCGUCUGCAAACAGGAGGCGGCGGCGCUGGAGCUGGACCGCCGCAGCAGCGUCAUCUUCUCCUCCUCAGGUGCCUGCGACCGGCUCGGUGGCGGUGGCGCGGGGUCGGGGACAGGGUCGGGGCCGGGCGCCGGCGGCUUGGCGACAGGGGUGCCGCCCCCGGCGCACUCCUACCCUGGCGAGCGCGGGGGCAGCAACUCGCUGGAGAAGGAGCUGCUCGCGGAGCACGCGCCAAAGGGCCUGUGGCCCGGCGCCAGCCACUCACUGCCCAGCUCGCACCAGAGCCUCACCGCUGCCGCCGCCUCCUCCGUCACCGAGCCUUCCUCCGUCGCCGCCGCCGCCGCCGCAGCUACCGCCGCGCUGCUGUGCGGCCGCCCGCGCCCCAACACCAGCUGCCCCGUGCCAAUCAAAGUGUGCCCGCGCUCGCCGCCGCCGGAGACCCGCACGCGCACCUCCAGCUCCUGCUCGUCCUACUCGUACGCGGAGGACGGCAGCGGCGGCUCGCCCUGCAGCCUGCCCCAGUUCGAGUUCUCCUCCUCGCCCUGCUCCAACAACAACAACAGCAGCGGCGGCGGUGGGGGCGGUGCCCUCGGGCGCUUCCUGGGUGGCGGUCCGGGCACUGGCGAGCACCAUCACCUCCACCACCACCACCAGCCAGAGUCCAGCGCGCUGGCCGGGGCUGAGGCGCUCCUCUUCAACCAGGUGCCUCGCGCCAAGAUCAAGUGCGAGCAGUCCUACGGCACCAACUCCAGCGACGAGUCGGGCUCCUUCUCGGAAGGGGACAGCGAGUCCUGCCACGUCCAGGAGCAGGGACCCGAGAUCAAGCUCCCCUUUCCCGUCGAUCAAAUCACAAAUCUUCCAAGAAAUGACUUCCAAAUGAUGAUAAAAAUGCACAAACUGACCUCAGAGCAGCUGGAGUUCAUCCAUGACGUCCGGCGCCGGAGCAAGAACCGCAUCGCAGCGCAGCGCUGCCGGAAAAGGAAACUGGACUGCAUCUUGAAUUUGGAGUGCGAGAUUCGCAAACUGGUGAACGAGAAGGAGAAGCUGUUGACGGAGCGUAACCAGCUGAAGGCCUGCAUGGGGGAGCUGUGGGAGAACUUCUCCUGCCUGUCGCAGGAGGUCUACAAGGACGUGCAGCUGAGCCCCGAGCAGGUGCACCGCUACUGCCCCUCGCUACGGCCCGGUGCCAACGCCAACAACAACAACACCACGGCCAACUCCUCCUCCACCACCACCACUAACUCCUCCAGCAACACCACUGCCAGUAAACGCAGCAGCCACAGCACCGCCAACAGCCACGCCGCACCGCCCGGCUCCGGCGCCUCCACCAGCAGCAUCGACCUCACCGCCAACUCCCGCUCCGCCACGCCCGAGCACGGCGGCCGCUUUCGGGGCAAGUCGCCCCCCGGGCUCCCCUCGGAAGGAGAUCCGGGGGAGGCGCCGUCGGGCAAGUGGGCCCUGGUGGCGGGGAACGGGGGAGGAAGCCCGGAGGUGGCGAUGGUCGGGAACGGAGGAGGAAGGGAGGGUCCGGGGCCAGAGUCCGGGCUGGCCAAGGCAGCUGCAGCCUUCCACGAGUCGGGGGCGUCUGUGUCCUCCACCACCUCCUCCUCCUCCUCGUCGGAACAGUGCAACCAGACGGUGACAGUAGACUUCUGUCAAGAAAUGACUGAUAAAUGCACCACAGAAGAACAGCCGCGGAAGGAUUCGUCCUAGUGCUGGUGGUUUAUCUUGUUUUGUUUUGUUGUUUUUGUUGUUGUUUUAUUUUUUUAUUUAGUUAAAUGAAUUUUUUGACAGACCCUUUUCAGAAAAAAAGGGUUGUUUUUUUUACAAUGGUCAGCCUCUGCCAGUGUUCUUAUUUGAAACAUUUUUUUUGGUUUUGUCUUAUGUUGUGUUAGUAUUUAUGUCUUUUUAACUGUUUUGUAAAGGUUGACACUACAGUUGUCUUAACCGCAGCAAUACUGUUGUCCAGGUUUUUUCUCCAGUUCCAACCGUGACAGAACGGUUGCGAUUGAUCUCACACACACACACACACAACGGUGCUACACCCUUUCCCCGCCAAUGACCUCCGCAGUGGCAACGCUGCUUUCUCUGUCUCUCUCUCUCUCUCUCUCUCUCUCUCUCUCUCUCUCUCUCUCUCUCUCUCUCUCUCUCUCUCUCCCUCUCUCUCUCCGUGUAUUACAGUCCAUUCAAAGCAGGGGAUGGGCUCCGGCCUGGUCUCAAACACAAACCUCUAUGGACCUAGAAAACAGCAGUCUCACUCUAUCUGCCUCUCUUUCUCUCCCGCAACUCUCUCUCUAUGUUUUUCUCUCCCUCUUUAACCUUCUUCUUCUCCUCCCUCUCCAGCCUACUACCAAAGAAUGGUCUGUCAGAGUAAAGAUACCCCAAACCACACUUAGAAAAUGCAAAGGAGUGUGCUCAAGGGGGCUUCUGUGCUUCUAAGGGGGCGUUGUCUCCUGACGGCUUGCAUAAGAUGUGCGCUACCGCCAUCUACAGGAAACUCCAUAUAUUCUCCACCUAAAGUCUCCAAAGGUUUCCUAACCGAAGGUCCCCUGAAGGGGCGUUCACCUGACGUCACAUGGAUUCAGGAAAAGCACGGGCUUGAUAUAUCUUCCUCUAAUAGACUGUUCUUUGCGGAUACUGUAUCUCUGAUCUACCCAUUCCCCCCUCUGUCUAUCGCUCUCUCUGUCGCUCGCUCUCUCUGUGUCUCUCUGUCUCAGUGUUCUCAUUCUCUCAGUGGCCCUUGUCACAUAAUGCAAAAACUCAGGAAAUAUUCUGAAUGUUCAAUAUUAUUCAUGGAAAAAAAAUAAGGAUACAGAUUCUGUACAUGAAAGAUUCUCUUUUUUUACAGCAGUUCUCCAACUGUAAACGUUCAUAUGCAAAAAACUGUCUUCUGCUCAUUUUUUUAUUACUGUUUCUGUACUACAACACUUUUAUGUACAGAUGGUUGUAUCUAAAAACAAACAUUCCUCCUUUGCCUUUUACAGCACUGAAAUGAUUGAAAGAAAAGACUCAUAUGUACAAGCAGAAUCAGAAACAGAUUUGACCUGCAAAUUUUUUUAAUAGCUGUCCCUACCGUACACAUCAGCAAUACCCUUGGAUGUUUCAAUGGUGAUGUAACAAGUGCUUGCUUUAGCAGAAAGUGUCGUGUGUGUGUGUAUAUAGUACGGAGCAUGUUGGCUGUCUGUAAAGUACAGGUCAAGGUUUAGCUGUUUUGGUUCUCUCUGGGGUUACAUCGAGCACCUUUUUUUGUUUUACCAAGGGAAAUCACCUUUUUUGCUCUCUGCUGUUUUUCCUGUCUAAAGUAAAUCCCCAUACAGUAAAGGUGGGCGACGAUGUUGUUAAAAACUCAGGAAAUCAGCCUGUCACAAAGCAUGCACUGAAGUGCACCCAAACAUGUACUUAAACACAGACAGACGCACACGCACAGACACACACACACUCACACACACACACACGGACACAUACACGUGCCCCCCCCUCCCCUAUACAUUUAAAUAGUCAGGCCCCUUGGAUGUCGAUAAUGAGGACUGUGUAAAAAGUUUGUAAAUAAGCCGUGGCCCCUCCGCUGCGGUCUGUGUAGACCUGGUUUGACAACCUCUUUAAAUGUGAAGAAGCCACAGCGUUUCUGUGUUUUUGAUCAGUAUUUAAAGAAAAAGAAAUGUAAUAGUGAAUCUCUCAGCCACUUUUUUCUUCAGUGUUAACAUUUUGAUGUUUUCAAAGGGGUUGUUGGGAUAGGUUUUUAUCAUUUAGUGCAGGGAUAUAGUUUGAUACAAAGUUAAAAAAGACGCCACAGCGUCUUAAUAGUUGUGGACAGUUUCUACAGUAGAUUGCUCUUAUUUCUGCCACUCUCACUCUCUCUCUCUCUCUCUCUCUCUCUCUCUCUCUCUCUCUCUCUCUCUCUCUCUCUCUCUCUCUCUCCAUCAUACAUUGCACUCAAACCUGCUAGCACUUCACAAAUAGAAAUAUCUGUAUCAGGACCCUGAUAAAGUCUAAAAAAAGAAAUUGUAGCACUUACAUUGGCACUUAAAAGUGCUCCUAUAAAAGAAAACAAUUUAUUUAAAAGUAAAUUUACCUUAAGACUAGCACAAUAUAUGAAAUAAAAUGAAAUAAAAUACAGGCACAGACACAGAAAAUGGAUUAGAGUUAGACUCGCAGCCAUAAAGAGAAAUGGGUUAGAAAGGCAAUGUGCGGCAGUGUUCUAAUCAUGUGUUCUUGAAGAUAAAAUAAUAAUAUAAUAACAAUAAGCUAAUGGAGAAAUCUAUUAAGUAUACAUGUGAACACAAAGAGGUGUAUGGAGUGAUCGAUAGCUAUGAGACAGUCCUAUGUUUGCCCUUGUUGUACAUUUAAGUAGAGAUAUUAUUCCUGGUGGGAUUGCAUGCUGCUUGUGUAUUUGAAUAUCGUUUGUCUUGUUUAUGUUUGCCUUGGGAUGUAGGUAGCUCUCAGCAUAUUCUCUUUAAUCCAGACUUACCUCGUUUUUGCAAUGAUCAAAGACUUUUUGUCCUCAAUGCCUAUAUUUCUUUCCCCAAUAACGUUGGCCUCCUUGUGCGACUCUUUGGUUACUUCCCAUCACUUCCCUGCAACACAAAUACCGUAGGCCUAUGCACCAACACGAUGAUCACAUUGUCAAAGCUAUUUCAGAGUGGAGCAGUAUUGAUUGAUGAAGGUGCAUGUGGGGUGACUACUAUUUGUGCCAAUAAACUCUCUUCUUCCCUUCUCCACUGAUAUCACUCCACUGAAAGCCUUUCAGUGUUGACGACAGGAAAAAAUGCUUGAGCUUUUAACCCCAAGAGCUUUUAAAAAAAAACAUAGCAGUAGUUGGUUGAUGUCUGUUGGUGUAUUUAUGUGAUCAAACAGUCCAAAGAAUUUUCCUUGGACCCCCACCAUUAUGAAAUGCCCCCAAACACAUGCACACUCACACACGUACACAUGUACGCAUACAGACAUUAUACACACAAAAUACACACCUUAAAACAUGUACACAAUCACUCAUUAAAAUACGUACAUGUUGGAUAAAAUAUUCUCAGUUAGAGAGUUGAAAUCUAGAAUUAUUGUAAUUGCUAGUAAUAAUUGUUGUUUUCAGUGUGGUUCUUAUUUUUUCCCAAUUUUCUGCUUUUCUUGAUGUAAAAUGCUCUUUAUGCCAUUACAAUGUAAAUUAUAUACCAUUUCAAGAAUUGUACACAGGUACCAAACAAAAAAGUGAAGCUAGAUGGGUCCAAGUGGACAUUGGUGCAAACAUAUGCAAGUCAUCCCUAUAAAUUCAUUGUCAUUGUACAAAGUGAAUGGUGGAAGAGCCAGUUCCACAAGGCAAGCACAUAAUGAGUUUUUUCUUUUUAGGAAAAUGUCUGUCUGCCGUAUACAGUUUGGGUCAACCAAUCUUUGCUUUUCUAAAGAAAAGCAUAUCUUUUGAAACAUAAAAAAAAUCUCAUCAUGUUAUUUUUGUUCUGUUAUAGUGCUUUGUUUGCGUUGUUGGGUAGCAAAAAGUGCUUAGCUUACUUCUGGAUUGUAUUUUUGUUAUUUUUUUGCCUCGGUCUUGUUUUUUUCUGUCGAAAGUGCUUUGAAAUUGACAGAAGGAAAUGAAUAGCACAGGUGGGGUUCAGGAGGAUGCCUGUCUCUUGUCUGUGUCGCCGUGGCGAUUGGUUGAUCGAUUGCCUCCACGGUGAUUAGAAUCCCAUGCAUCAAAUAUAAGCUUUUUGUUUGCAGUCAUUUCAGUUAUUCAUAAAUGAAACAAAUCAACUCACCCAGGUUUUUUCUCACUCUCUCUCUUUUUUUCUUUCAUAAUCACAGUUGCUCUUGUAAAUUGUCUCAGGGUGCCAACAGGUUCUUCGCUCUACAUUCAGAUGCUUGGUCAGUCUGUAUGCUUGUAGCUAAUUUUGUGUUGUUUUGUCUCUAUGUUCAUGACUUUUUGAAAUACUUGCUAAUGUCCGUGUAUAUAGAUUUCCGAGAAGCUUUUGUGUUUAAGUAUCUUCAAUGCAAACUCAACCUUUUUUUGAAAGUUAAUACCCCAAUCAAGGGCUGUAGACUCUCUAAAUCUUUUUUUUUAAUACUUCACUUAAUAAUGAAAUGUUUUCUAUGAUAAUUGACAGAAAGCUAAGCUAAGCUUUUAAACCUUGAAAUUUGGAAGUGCUUUGAUGACAGACUACUUUCUCAUGUGGACUAUUGGUUUCCAUGUUUGACCAAGAAUCACGGUCUCUGUGUUCCAACGAUAAAAGUACAAAUAUGUGUAAAGCCCUCUAACGUUUUUAUAAGCUUUUAAUAUCGGUGUAAAUCUGUUUGUUUGUUCUUUUAUUUUGGCUGCUUCUCUGAAACAUUUACACUGGCUCUCCAAAGGUUACUCUUUUCACAGAUGAUGAAAUCUUGCCUUUUACACAAUUUGCUCAACUUUAUAAGAUGAUGGUGUGGAGACUGAAUUCACAAAGGAGAUAAUUUUGAGAUGUUAAAAAAAGAAAAGCAAAAAUGUUUACAUAAAAAGGUGUCACUUCAUGUUUAUGGAGUUCUCCAUGUAUAUAAUAACUGAUGCGUAAAAUUUGAUGGAGUGAGGAUUUUUCAUAUUUCAAAUGAGAGAAAAAAAUCUGAAACAAAAGGGGAAAAAAUACCCAUUGACAACAUGUAUUCCCUUAAUGUCAUCUUCUCAACUGCGGGGAUGUUUCAGAAAUACAUGGAUAUACUAUAAGUGCACCUCCAAUAUUUGCCUUAGAACUUGCAGAGGCCAUAGUUCACCUUGAAAUGAAGUGGGUGUAUGCAGGGGUCCUUGUGGCCCCCCAUCCCUAGAUCAACAGAGCGGACUGUCACACUUAUCUACCUGUGAAAUCCUUCAUACCUCUCAUAACUGGUCAAUGACUGUAUCAGCAAACUGCAUCAGGUGUUUUUUCUACAUGCUUUUUACACAAAACUAUAUGGAUUAUUGUAUUAGGUAGGUUUUUGGUGCAUCAUUUUUAAAUGUAAUAGCUCUUCGGCACGUAGUCACAGUUGUUUUCCUCUCUUCUCUUCUCUCUCUAUCUCUCUCUUUCUCUCGUUUUUUCUAGGAGACUGUUUUGUGUUAAUAUUGUCAAUUUGAGAUAGCUGUAAUUUGCUUAUUCUCUACUAAGAGUUUUUACCUUUUUCAUUUCUAAAGGCUACAUGACCCUGAUGAAUUAAAUGACUUAACAACCAUUGUACAUAUGGUAUUGUGCAAAAACUCAUUUUCAUGCAUUUCAAUUGCUAGUGUUAUAUAAAUGACAGAUUUUUGUCUAGACACCAUUUCUGUUUAUGAAAUAAAGAAACA